GAUGGGGAAUUGCCAAGCGGCGGAGGCGGUGGCAGUGGCAGCGGCGGCGGUGAUCGAACACCCGGGAGGGAGGGUCGAGAGAGUCUACUGGACGGUCGCGGCGAGCAACGUCAUGGCCGCAAACCCUGGUCACUACGUCGCGGUUGUCGUCGUCGCUGCUCCGCGUAGCUCUGCUUCUGGUAACUCGUCGUCCUCUGCUUCCUCCGACGGAGACGGUGGUACCCGUGCUGCUGCACCGGUGGCGCAUGUGAAGCUGCUCCGCCCCGACGAUCCCCUCCACAUCGGCCGCGUCUACCGCCUCGUCACCUUCGAAGAUGUGCUUAAAGUGUUCGGAUCGAGAAGACACGUGAAGCUAAGCAAGUUGAUAGCGAGGCAAGAGAGGAAGAAGAAGGCUAAGCUUCAGGAGAGCGACGAAGGAGGAGGAGGAAAUGCGAGCAAUGAGAGCUCUUCUGAAACGAAGAUGGAGAGCGAGAAACAAGAGGAUAACAGUUUCGAGCUCGAAAGCGACGUAAGCGGAGAUGUUAUGACUACUUACAAAUUGUCGAAGUGUGGGCUUUGGAGGCCAACUUUGCAGAGCAUUGCAGAAGGGGAGAGUUAGAUCAAUUUGCUCAUCCAUCUC
This is a messenger RNA of Ananas comosus (pineapple), 619 nucleotides long. RefSeq lists its product as uncharacterized. Lineage: Eukaryota; Viridiplantae; Streptophyta; Magnoliopsida; Poales; Bromeliaceae. The transcript is spliced from 3 exons. The coding region runs from base 2 to 598 and encodes 198 amino acids. The record is from RefSeq and is a predicted model, not a curated record.